AUGCACUUGCGAGCUAUUGAAGAUGUUCCUCUCUAUCAGACCAGUUUACGUAUAAUGAAAUUCUGGUCAUUUCUUUUGCAAGAUAAUUGGCGUCGUUAUGUUUGCCUAAUACCGUAUAUUAUGAUUAACACCACACAAUUUUUGGACAUUUACCAUAGUGAAGAAUCGAUUGAUGCCAUUGUACGUAAUGCUUAUAUUGCUGUGCUGUUCUUUAAUACCAUUUUAAGAGCGGUGCUAUUGUGUAUCAAUCGUUUCGAUUAUGAGAAAUUUAUGGAUAAGAUACGUUUGUUGUAUAUUGAAUUGACGGAUUCAGAGGAUAAUGUGAUUAGGGCAUUAGUGCGUGAUACUACUACGGCAGCUAAAUAUAUUGCAAAAAUGAAUUUGCUAAUGGGAUUUUGUUCGUGUGUGGGCUUCGUAACAUAUCCCAUAUUUACGACAUCAAGAGUUUUACCCUUUGGCAUGUAUGUGCCCGGCAUUGAUAAACAUGAAAGUCCUUUCUAUGAAAUUUUUUUUGUCCUGCAAGUAAUUAUAACACCGAUGGGCUGCUGUAUGUAUAUUCCAUUCACUAACAUAGUUGUGGCUUUUAUUCUUUUCGCCAUAUUGAUGUGUAAAGUAAUGCAACAUAAAUUAAAACAAUUGCAUGACGUUAAGGACGAAAAGGCCAGAGAGGUGAUUAUCUGGUGUAUAAAAUAUCAACUGCAAUUAAUAAACUAUGUAAAAACUAUUAAUGAGUUGACAACUUACACUUACUUGGUUGAGUUUUUGGCUUUCGGAGCUAUGUUAUGUGCAAUGCUUUUCCUUUUAAUAAUUGUUGACACAGUGGGCCAAAUGGUCAUUAUCGGCAUCUACAUAUUCAUGAUAUUCUCACAGAGUGUUAUUAUGUAUUAUUAUGCUAAUGAGUUGUACGACCAAAGUUUGUUUGUAGCUGAAGCAGCUUAUAAUAGUGAUUGGUUUCAUUUCAAUGUAAUGACUCAAAAAAUAUUACAUCUGUUAAUACUGAGAGCUCAAAAGCCAUGUGCGAUUUUAGUUGGUAACAUUUAUCCAAUGAACUUGGAAAUGCUGCAGUCUCUGUUAAACACCACUUACUCGUACUUCACUUUGCUUAAGAGGCUUUAUGGUUGA
Glossina fuscipes is the source of this 1122-nucleotide messenger RNA. RefSeq names its product odorant receptor 30a (gene Or30a). Gene Ontology annotation, cellular component: plasma membrane. The coding region runs from base 1 to 1122 and encodes 373 amino acids. The transcript is spliced from 7 exons. Lineage: Eukaryota; Metazoa; Arthropoda; Insecta; Diptera; Glossinidae. Gene Ontology annotation, molecular function: odorant binding; olfactory receptor activity. Gene Ontology annotation, biological process: detection of chemical stimulus involved in sensory perception of smell; sensory perception of smell. The record is from RefSeq and is a predicted model, not a curated record.